Messenger RNA from Lutzomyia longipalpis, 7549 nucleotides. Its product is annotated as calphotin-like. The record is from RefSeq and is a predicted model, not a curated record. NCBI's taxonomy places the organism in Eukaryota, Metazoa, Arthropoda, Insecta, Diptera, Psychodidae. The transcript has 7 exons. Bases 4107 to 6380 code for a protein of 757 amino acids.
UGAUUAAUGUUAGUGUGCGUGCACGUUACGAAAAGAAGAGCGUCCUCAUUGCUGUUUUCCGCAAAAAGUGCAUUUUCCGGAUUUUCUCUGUGAUUAGACAUCCAAAUUAGCACCCAGCAAGGGCAGUGGAGGAUAAGGUAUACAAAAAACAUUCCCAUCACAUUUAUUUCCAUACCUAUAUCUUUCUACACGUCUGUGUUUUGAAGUACAUAUUGAAAUUUCCUAAUAGGUAAGAAGACAUUUUUUUAUUUAAUAUUUAUUAAAAGAACAUAAAAGAAAAAAUAUUAAUAAUUAAAAUUCAUUAUGAAAUUCAAUUAUAUUCUAUUUGAGAUUAAGGAAAGACGAUUUAGUACAAAGAUUUAACGUGGUGUUUUGCACAAUCUUGAGAUUUUAUCUAUCGAUAUAUAGAGAAGUUCUCUUUGUGCGUUUCCUAAGAAAUUCUCGCACAAGGUACAUACUAAUCUAUGGACAAACAGAGAAAUUGUGCAAACACCCACGCAAUAUCGUCUCAUUGGUCGUCUCUCUUCGUGUUGUUAUUUCAUGAAUUAUUUCUAUAGCCUCCUGGCUAGAAUUUUAUGUAUACGUAGUAUACUUGUGGAACGGAUAUACGGGGAUUUUUUUUCCUUAUCUAAAAUUCUUCUCUAUAACCAUCACUUACUGGAUAUUUUUUUGGAGGUAUAAGUAACAUAAGGCAUAAGGGCUGACAGACCAGACAGAAUUUAUGGUGAUAGGAUUUCGAGUGACCAGGAAGUUGUGUGUCAUGCAUUAGUAAAAUAAUUUAAGGGCACUAAACGGUAAUGUCCAAAGGUAUUUUAGGGGGAAGGGGUGGGGGUAGCGAAGAAGGGGUACGAAGGUAAAUUCAUUCACAAAGUAAGGUCAAACCCUUUUAGUUUGUGUUGAAAGAUCCCCCUCAAAUAUAAGCAAAAAAAAAAGAAGACUUCAUUACUCUAUUUUUUUUCUGUCGGAUAUAGACAAGAAUUUAUGACACAUCCGAUGGAUAUCUAAUAAUCCUUAAGAACAAUUUGAACGCCUCUAUUUAUUCAGCUCAAUAGACAAAUAAAAGAGACACAAACACACGCAUUUAUUUACUGUGAAAUAUUCACCCUAAUCUCAUCCCUUUGCCGUCUGGUUGAAUUGUGACGGGGAGACACUGAAGGGAUUCAUGAUGUGUGGGUGGGUGGGAAGACGAACACAGAAAAAAAUAGAAGAAAUAGGAUAUCAUGUUGGAAGUAUUAAGCCAUGGGGCGUGUGUGACACAUAGUCCUGCAACUUUCAAUGACUCAAAUACACCACAUAUAGCAAAUAGCAAGAAUUGAGUAAAUUCUACUCUUAUUUUCUCUCUCUCUCUCCUUCUUUCCUUUUCCUUUUUCAUCAUCCUUUCCUUACAUACACGCACUUACAAUUCAGAAAACUUAUGUAGUUGGCACUUUAAGUGAAUUUUCCAUCACAUACAAAAUCUCUGGGCAACCCCAAUGAAUCAACAAAUUUUAUUUAUAGUCCUCCACUAUGAUACAUAAGAGGGACAACAACUUGGAUUUAAUGUGACAUGGAAAAGUAUAUUCUUAUACAUAAUAGUCUCUGUAUGUAGCACGAAAUCAUUUUUAUGUUUUCUACUUUCUUUGUCAUUUAUCUCUCCCGCAAUAUCCCCUUCAUUCUCUACUCUUUUAUUUAUCGUUUUAUCCACUAAAAUUGCAAUUUUGCACAGAAUAAUCUUAUCACCCUCGCUACACCUUUAAAAGCUCAAUUAAUGAACAUAAAAAUUCCACCCUUAACUCCCCACAUAAAUCAUAACAUGUUGUAUAAAGAGUUUUACGACAAAUUUCAACUAGAGAAUAUUCAAUUAAAAAUUCAGAAAAUCAGAAUGAAAAUUUUUCCAUGUUGAGAAUCUUCUUGAAAACUUUGGAGUAGCAAGCAUAGAAGUAUUUAUGUUAAAAUGUUUUUUUGAUUAACUUACUGUGUGAACUUGAAUAAUUCUGAAUUAUGAUACAGUAAAUUUUCACUAUGCUAUAAUGUACUUUGCACCCGUGUACGUUAUGCAAAACUUCUAAAGUUAAUAAACUUUGCAAAAUGGAAACUUAAACAUAUGAGAAGCAUAAAUCCACACAAGUAUUUUGCAAAGAUUUUUUUUCUAUCUGAUUAAAUUCAUUCAUCUUCCACAGUUAGAAAGAAGUAAGAUUAUGAAUGAAUAAUUUUGUAUUAAUUCACAAUUUUUUUCUACGUUGUUUACCUCUUUGAAUGUCCCUUAAAUAUAAAAUGAGGAAUUAUAAAAGUUAUCUUUAAUUUUCAAGUCUUGGUCUAUUAGAUUCCUUCUCAUCUAUUAGACAAAGAAGAUUCUUUAAAUUUGUACGAAAGGUUCUGAAAUUCAUGUAAAGACAUAAAAAUCAAAGGUGUUUCAUUUUACCCCGCUGCUCUUUUUUUGCAUCAAUUCCCAGAAUUAUCAAAAAUCUCAGCUGUUUACUCCUCUUUAGAUUUUCUCUCUCAAAGUUGCCUGAAUUCUCAAACAAUAUCACUCUUUUGUGUUUAGAUGGUUUAGAAUGUAGGUGGUUAUUGUUUUUUUUUUAUCCUUCUGGGAUUACAUGAAUGUGUGUGUGCUAGAGAGUUGUUUGAAAGGGAUAAAUUUUAUUUGGUAGGAAUACCAUUGAAACUCUUUGGGACUUAUUCAUGACACUCCCUCGUCUUAGCUAUCCUUUUGUGAUGAAUUUCCAGAGUGAAAUGUCAAUUUUGACGAGAAUGAAUAAUGAUGAUUUGUUUGUGAGUUCUCUUACGCAGUGCUCAAUAUGUCUUCUCAAAAUGGCAAUACUAGGCAUGCAAUAUAUACCCCAUCAUUUUUUGUUUUAUGGAAAUAUAAAGAGUGGUUAAGGGAAUGGUUUUUUUUCUUAUUCUUUUUAUUUAUUUUUUUGUUAUUGUUUUGUAUCUCUUCACAGAAGAAUAAUUGCUUUGUGCAAUUGCUUCUGUUUUUGUUUUCUCCUCUUCUCGUUGGUAUCUUCUUUGGUGCUGGCUCGAUAUACCUACUACCUCAACCAUAGUAUGUGUGCCUACUAUACCAUAGUCGUUUGGCUAUCUUCUUGUGGAUGUAUAAUAUACUAUAAAAUGUAUAAUCUCAUGUUUGGUGGUCAGAAAGCAGCGCAAAUGCGAAAGAGUUUGCUACAAAACAGGGGCUCUCUCGGGGUGGCAGCAGCAGCAGCAGCACAGGCAAGAGCAAAAAUAUAGCAGAAUUGUAUGUAGUUCUACUGUAAUAAAGAGCGCACAGAAAUAUUGGAUGGAAACCGGACGGACGCUCUGCUGGCUGACUUUCCACCACUUUGGUCGCCGGUGCUUCAAUGCUGCUCACAGCCAGAGCUCUUCUACAAUGUUCUCGUCGUAGUUGUAUAUACUACAUACACCAGCCAGCCAAGAGAGUAAAACGGAGAGGGAGUUCGCCGUACCGAGUCGAUGGCACACGGGUUUCAUUGUGUGUUUGGCAUUCGAGCAGACAAGAGUGAUUUUUGUAACGAGAAAAAGGAGCGAAAAUUUUCUCUGUGUGCUCAGAGUUUUUGGUGUGUCUGGAGGAGUUUUUGCUGAAGCCGGUGAAGAGCUUUUUUCUUGCAAAGAAUCAAAGUUUCUUCUCUUUAUCAGAACUAGAGGGGUGCAAAUCAUAUUCAUAUUAAUAAUAACGAGUUGUGUGUUCUCUUAUGUGAUCUCACAAAUUUUCUUUGCACCUUAAUUGUGUGUCCGUUAAAAUUAAAAAAAAGAAGUAAAGAAUAGUGUUGAUGGUGCCUGUAGGAGUUACAAUUGUAUUUCUCUAUUCUUUCAUUGUUCAUUGAACCAGACCACAGAGAGAGAGAGAAUAUUGUAAAGUGAAGAAGAAUUUCUUUUAAAAAAAAAGGUGUGAACACUCAUUUUCCACCCAGACAAUUUUGUGAAGUUUUUUUUUUUUUUAAAUUGUAAAAAAAAGUGCCUCGUCCGUUGAAAAAUUUAAAAAAAAAGCAAGAAACGCAGAUUUUAUAGAGAAGAAAAAUUGCGUUAUAACUGUUAGAGUGCUGGAUUAAUUGUCUUUUCAGACCGAAAAACAUUUUCUAAAAUAUAUAUUGUGUUGACGAUAGAACCAACGAAGACAAGACACCACGAUGGGGAAAGUUCAGAGUAAACGUUCUAUGGAUAUUACCACAGAGCAAACAACUAAAGAUGCUGUCCAAGAAGGGAGUGGUAAAGUUGGCAAAAUUGAAGAAGUUGAUCAACCGAUAAAAGUAAAUGGAGAUACAAAUCAUGAGACACAGGAAAAAGAUAAGAAACUGUCGCCGGACAAUGCUGAAAAUGAAAAGGAUUUGACAACAGAAAAGGAAAAGACAGUUCAAAAUGGAAAAGAUGAAACACAAAAUGAUGACGAUGAAAAACAAGCAGCAAAUAAGAGUGUGGAAAAUGGUGAUGGUGAUGCCACAUUAAAUGAGAGUAAAGUGUCAGAAGCAGCAAGUCCCACUGCACCUGCUGAGAAUGGCGAUAGCAGCAAUAAGAAGCCGAAGAAGGAGAAAGUGAAGAAGAAAUGGUCCCUUAGGAAGUUCUCCUUCAGUAAAAAGGAUAAACAGAAGCCAGCGGCAAAGGAGGAGACGCCGAUCAAUGAUGCCACCGAAGGUGCCAUGUCUUCUACCCCAGCAUCACCACCAAUUGUGGUGAAUGGUACUGAAUGUGAGAAAGUUCCCGAAGAGGCCACUGAAGAAGUUGCUGCUGCUGCUGCUGCCGUCAGUCCAGUUGCUGCACCCGUUGCUGCUGCUGCAGAAACUCCCAAGGAGGAAGUAGCAGCACCAGUAGCUGAGGUGCCACCAACGAAGACCACCACACCCGUUGAGGAGAAGAAAGAAGAGGCACCUGUUGCACCACAACCAGUGCAGAAUGGUGAGGCAAAGGUGGAAGCAGCCCCAGCUGAGCCGGUAACUGAGACAAAAGUUGUUGAAGCAGCAGCUCCGGAAACUACAGCAGAGGCGCCAAAGGUGGAGGCGGCGGUACCCGAAGUAGCUGCUCCUCCUGCCACGGAGCCCGUUGAAGAGGUAAAGAAGCCCGAAACGGUGUCAGAACAAACAAGUGUGCCAACGACAGAACAAACUGUCGAGGCUGGUGAGGGCGCUCCUCCUCCACUUCCUACUAUUCCGCCACCAUCUAAGGUGUUGGUGUUUGCUGAGAGUGCACUGUCCACUGCGACAGAAUCCGAAAGUCCCGCUGUCCCCGUUGUUGCACCCACUCCCGUUGCGAAUGAUUCCACUGAGGUUGUAGUAGGUCAGUCUGCUGCUGUUGAAUCUGUCCCAGAAGUUGCUGCACCAGCUGAGGCAGCAGCACCAGUUGCUGUUUCAGAAGCUGUACCAGCUGAAGCAGCUCCCGCAGUUGCACCUGCUGAGAGUACACCACCAGUGGAGGAGGCAAAACCAACAGAAGUUCCUGCAGAAGCUCCUGCUGUUGCUCCCGUGUCCGAAGUUCCACUUCCUCCUCCCACUGAUGCUCCUGCUCCUGUUGCUGCUACUGAAGUCCCCGUUGACGCACCAUCCCAAGUCCCAGUCACUGAAAGUCCCGUUGCAGCUCCCGUUGAAGUUCCAGCUCCUGAUGUACCCGCAGCUGUUGUUCCUGAAGUCCCAGCUCCCGCUGAAGUAGCCCCAACCCCUGUUUCCGAAAUCCCCGCUGUAGCCACGGAAGUACCAACAACCGAAACACCUGCUCCUGCUCCUGAUGCACCCACUCCCGAAACCGCCGCACCGUCCACAGUUGAAGCACAACCAUCGGCAAGUGAGCCAAAACAAGAGCAAAUAGCCGAAACAAUUGCCCUGAUUGACAAAGUAAAUGAGGCAGCUGCAACAGAAAAGGAUCUUCCACCACCUCCACCAGCGCCCACGGCUGAAGAACAACCCGCGUCUGUGCAGGAGGAAUUGUCUGUUGAUGCAUCAUCACCACUGCCGCAGAAUAGUCUCGAAACUCUUCCAUCGCCACCAUCAUCCCUCACACCCAGUGAAGCUAGUUUGCCACUGCCACCGCCAGAAUCUCCCGUAGCUGGUGGUGAUGAGCAGAAAGUUGAUGCCGUGGCAACAACAAAUGAGGUGACCCCAGCAGCUGCUGAGGAGCUGCCGCCACCACCGCCAAAUCCUCAGGAGGAAGUUGUCGUUGCUGAUGCCAAAUCCCAAAGCAUUCCGCCACCAGCUGAUCAGGCAACAACACACCCCACCCCUGUGGCCGAAGAGAAGGUCAAUGGGCAUGCUGAGCAGCAAGUGAAGUCUGAUGCAGCUCCAGUGGCUGAUGUGCCCGCGGAAAAUGGCCAUUCAGAGGAAAAGAAAGAAAUUCCAGAAUCUCCCGUUGCUCCAGCUGAGAAGGUAGCUCCUGCAGCUGAAACACCCCCAGCUGCUGAUGCUGUGAAAGUGGAAUAAGAUGGGCAAAAGAAUGCAAAAAAAAAAUGAUGAAGCUUGAAAAUAAGAAGGGAUGAACCGAAGGAAGGGAAAGCAUUCACAGCAUGAACAGAAGAAGAAGAAAAAAAAAGAAAUCAUCCUAAAAUAUAAUAUUUUGAUCAUCAAUCGCAAGAAUUUUGCACACACACAUUAAGGAUUAAAUGAAGAAAUAAAAAGAAAAUCAUCUGUAAUUAUUUUAUAAUAUUUGCUACAUGUUAUUGAGAUAUUUGAGAAAGGAAGAUGAAAAAAAAACGAAUCAAUCCUCAUAUAUACAUAUACAAUUUAUAAAAUAAACUUGAGAAGAAAUUGUAGUUUCUAUUGCAAUUUUCAAAUUAGAGGAAUUUUUUUUUACAAUGACGAUCAAACUCUGUCAAUUUUUGGGAUCCUUUUUGAUGCGAAAUUUAAAUCACGCGUGUGAUUUUUUUUUCUGAAAUAAAAAUAAUUAAAAAAAAAACUUUUCUAAGCUCCUUUUUCUUAUACAAUAUUUAAAAGAAAAAAAAUAUAGUAACAAAAAAUAAAGACUUUUUGAUACGAACACUUUUCACGAGAUUUCCACAGACUUUUUUGAGGAGGAUUUUUUUGAAGAGAAAGAAAAUAAUUUAAAACAAAAAAAAAAUGAAAAUAUUGAUGCGCAACAGAAUCGAAGCUCAAAUUUGAAGAAUUUCUCUUUUUUUUUUUUUGAUAAAAUGUAUUUGUAAAAAUAUAGUAAUAGUAAUCUAUUAUAAUAAAAAAAAAAUAACUAAUCGUCAACAAGAAUCAAGGUAAGGAAUUUAUAAAGAAAAAAUAAAAGUUUCAUGAGAAGAAUGGGAAAAAAAGGAAAAGAUGGAAAAAGGGACAUUUUGUGCAGAGAGGAGGAAAUUGAGAAUGUAUCGAUUGUAGGAAUACUCAUGAACAGGAUAUUUUGUUUUGUCUCUUUGAUAAAAGAUGAAGAUAAAAGAUGUUUGUAUUAAUCGCUGUCUCUAUUGAGCUACCUGUGAGGUUGUUUACACUGGAGGAUUUUAAAAGAAAAAAAAACAUGCAAAAUUAAACAUUUUGUGGUAGAACAUUAGAACAAGUUUAGAGCAUAAUGUAGACGUGCGAAGGGGCAAAAUCGAAAGUCUCCUUAUAAAAUUUUCAAUUUAAAUAUUAAACGAGAACUUAAUAAAAAAAAA